Molecule: messenger RNA, 2480 nt
Organism: Temnothorax curvispinosus
Lineage: Eukaryota; Metazoa; Arthropoda; Insecta; Hymenoptera; Formicidae
Product: protein sarah-like
Exons: 5
Coding region: 412-1131 (239 amino acids)
Biological process (GO): calcium-mediated signaling
Cellular component (GO): cytoplasm; nucleus
Molecular function (GO): nucleic acid binding; calcium-dependent protein serine/threonine phosphatase regulator activity
Source: RefSeq, a predicted model, not a curated record
ACCAUGGCAAUAUUGGCAAUAUGGCAUUCGAUCGGAUCGCGAUACGGACGGGACGCGCGAAUCGUCCGCUGCUCCUGCUGUCCUGAAAUUAACGAUGACGCGCGGCUACGUCUACGCGGUGAUGAAAUAGCGAACGUCGUCUACGCGGUGAGGAGACACGUCGGUGGCAGUGAAACCCGGACGCGAGGAUGCCGAUGUCGGCGGGUCGACGCGGUGACUAGAUCCGCCGAGAUGGAGUAGACUUUGCGUACGCGUGAAAACGUAAAUACACCCGUGACGAAGCACCCGUCUCGAGAACAUCAAGGUCGGUGCGCGGUCUCUUCCUCGUCGCCGAGUCGAGAGGUAAGAGAAGGCGCCUGACACCGUCGUCGAUUAUCCGACGAAUCUCGGCAAGCAGAGCAAGAAAUAAAAAUGGAGGAGAAACACGGCAGUAGAGAUGCGCUAGAGGAGGACCUGGUAGACACUGAAAACAUAAUAAUUAACGAAGUGGAUGGCCUACCAAACCUGCAUCCAAACUACGGACAGCUAGAACUCAAAUUCAAGAGAGAAAGAGACGACUCAAAUAUUAGAUCGAUCGACGAGUUGGUUAACGACGAGGAUCUACCGACUUCUGUAAUCGUUACAAACGUAGACCCUCGAGUUUUUAGGUGCGACGAUCUGAAGUCGGCCAUAGAGAAUCUUUUCAAACAGUUUGGAGAGGACGCUACGUUUCAAUACUUUAGAUCUUUCAGAAGAAUGAGGGUAAACUACGAUUCUCCCGGUGCUGCGGCAAACGCGAGGAUACAGCUGCAUCAAUCGCAUUUUGGAGAAACCGAUAUUAAUUGUUACUUUGCGCAACCAGUGACGCCUAUAGACAUGGAGGAUCAGCAUCUUCAACCGCCCGCGCUUACCAAACAGUUCCUCAUAUCUCCUCCUGCUUCUCCGCCGGUCGGUUGGCAUCCACGUGAGGAAGGAGAGCCGCUCGUUAAUUACGAUCUGUUAGCCGCUAUAGCCAAUUUAUCCGCAGGCGGGACACACGAGAUACAUCCAGGAGGGUCGGGGCAGCCGGGCAUAGUUGUGCACGUUUGCGAGAACGCGAAUCCGACGAAAAGUACGACUCGCAUUCAACACACGCGAUGUCCCGAACAGUAAUUCCCUCUCUUUAAUUCCCGCGUCUCGGAUUUCUCACACGAUACGUUUUUAUGCCCUGUUAAAAAGCCAGAUACGAAUUGGCAAAAGGGCACUCUAGCGAGUGACUUCAAAUUAGUGUUAAAUUGGAGUUGCAAUUCAAAACUGAUUGCGCGGCUAAUAUCCAAUUGACGAAAGUAAUAUGUUGUGAAAAAAUUACAGCUCGAUAUACGGUACAGAUAACGGCGCGAUGUCUGGUAUUUAGCAAGCUUCCCGCGGAUAGCAGUGAUCUAUAAAUACUAACAAUCUAUAUAUAAAUAUCCGUUGUUAUAUACCGAUCAAGAUAUAACAUUUAUUUGCGUUUAUCCAUUGAGAAUUCGUGAAGGGUAUGGUUGCGCUCCAUUUCUUAAAAUCUACAUGGUUCAUGUUUGGCCUAUAUUGUUUCUACGUUUCACUCAGUGUUAAUAAUUGCAUAUCGUGAGGAAUUACGUCCGAUCUGAUUAAGCUAACGAUUAAUGCGUCGACGACAAAAAUCGUUGGAAAUGUAUUAUGAGAUUUUGCAAUUCUACCUCUCAUUGUCAAUGUGUUACUUGUAUUCUUAAACAGCACGUAAUGCAUAACAAUCUUGUUGUAAAUCCACGAAUGAUACUAUAUACUUAGAAUAAUCGAUGAAAUCAAAAAGUUCAAGUUUGUCAGUUUUCUUUCGUUAUUUAUUUUCAUAUAUUUCUCUUUCCGUUUUAAGAACGCUUUCAAAAUUAUAUCUAUCAAAUCUCUGGUUUUGUGUUUUGCGUGCAUGCGAGAAGAAAUCUACGGAAAUAUAUGGCAUUAAUAUGUAUGUGAUAUGUAUGUGUAUACGAAUGUAUUAUUAGAAAAAUAUCGUGUGGCUCUUCGUUCUGUGUUUUCCGUAGAAAGCUAGCUCACAUUAGCUAUAAACGUUAAAUGCUAUCCUAAAGCUAAUAUCUCUAUGGUCUCUUGUUAAUGAAGUUUACGAAAACUCAUUGUUAUUAUUCUGGUCUUGAAGAGAAUCAAGUUAGUAAAGAAAUAAGCUAGAGGAGAUAUCGAGAUGUACGUGGUCAUAUCAGCGUUACUGAUUUAUGCCGAGGCAGUGUGGUGAUUGUGUAUAUGUAUAUAUUGUUCUGUACGCGAAACGUAUAUAUUUCCUGCAAGAGAUCUGAUACCUACAAAUAAUUGUUGAAUAUUUAUAAAUACUUUAUAGCAGCACUUACUUUUGUAUAGUGUGGUUACCGUUUACAUUGUCCCGGCGAUGAAAUGGUGUAAAUCCGUUUCGUCUCAUUUAGUUUCUUUCUUUAUCGAACAAAUUCCGAACAUCUUAAAUACAAAUAAUGCGAAUAAUUAUUACACUAGAGAAAAUA